UCUGCUUGUAGUUGCAAACUAGCAAUAUCAAGUAAGCAAGUGGUAGUUACUUUGAGUUCUGGUGGCGAUGGACGGUACUAGCUCCAACAAGAGACAACUGGAAGCUCAGCUAGAGGGAGAUAGCAAUGCUAAGAGGCACAAUGUCACCAUGAGGUUGGAGACCCUCGAUUGCUCUGUCUGCUCUGAGCCGCUCAGACCUCCGAUAUUCCAGUCUUCUUUGGGGCAUUUCAUAUGCUUGUCUUGCCGUUCCGAGAUCCUGGACAAGAAGUGCCACUUGUGCUCUGCCGUAACUUCCUUUGAGCGAUGCUUUGGGAUGGAACAUGUCAUCAAGUCAGUCACUGUUGCUUGCUCCAAUGCCAAGUAUGGAUGCGCCGAGCAGAUCAUCUACUAUCAGAAGGAAGAACACGAAAAGAUGUGCCCAAACGCCCCAUGCUUCUGCCCAGAGUCUGGCUGCGGCUUCGCUGGGUCUACAAUGGCGCUCCUGGGCCAUAUGACCGGCAAGCACAAGUGCCCGUUAUCAACCUGCGAUGAUCCUAGCAUGGUGAAUGUUUAUCUGUACUUGGAACCGGGCUUACGUGUUCUGCACUGCCAUGAAGAUGAUCAGUUUUUUCUGUUCAACAUGGCAUCUGAGUCAUUUGGGCAUGCCAUCUCUGUCGUGUGUGUACAACCUCGGGUGACAGAACCCAAGUUCACAUGUGAUUUGUAUUACGACAGCUCGACAACCGACGAUUCUCAGAAUUCUUGUUGCAAGGUAAGAAGCUCAUCACUGUCUGAUGGGCUACCAACGGGCUAUGACCUGAUUGUGCCCAAGGGGAAGGUUUCUGAUGAAGGAAAUGGUAUCAUGCUCAGAGCCACCAUCCGUGAAAAGCGCAACGUUUUCUAUGAUUCCGAUUCUGAUGAAGGCCGUGUGGCUCUUGCUGAUCUAAUAGGAAAAUUCUGGGUUAGUGUUGCUGGAUGCUCACUCGCGCCGCCCGUCCUCACUGCGCUGCUCGUCCACCUGCUCGCGCGCGCGCCUGUGCAGCGCCGCUCAGAUUGCUCGUGCGCGCUCGCCUGUGCAGCGCCGCUCAGAUUGCUCGCGCGCACUCGCCUGCUCAGCUGCAGCUCGCCCGCGCCGCCGUGA
Messenger RNA from Triticum aestivum (bread wheat), 1120 nucleotides. RefSeq names its product E3 ubiquitin-protein ligase SINA-like 7. Lineage: Eukaryota; Viridiplantae; Streptophyta; Magnoliopsida; Poales; Poaceae. Bases 68 to 1120 code for a protein of 350 amino acids. The record is from RefSeq and is a predicted model, not a curated record. Gene Ontology annotation, cellular component: cytoplasm. The transcript has 4 exons. Gene Ontology annotation, molecular function: zinc ion binding; ubiquitin protein ligase activity.